This is a messenger RNA of Perca flavescens (yellow perch), 678 nucleotides long. RefSeq names its product gamma-crystallin M1-like. Lineage: Eukaryota; Metazoa; Chordata; Actinopteri; Perciformes; Percidae. The transcript is spliced from 4 exons. Gene Ontology annotation, biological process: lens development in camera-type eye; visual perception. Gene Ontology annotation, molecular function: structural constituent of eye lens. The record is from RefSeq and is a predicted model, not a curated record. The coding region runs from base 115 to 678 and encodes 187 amino acids.
GAAUGUUGGCUGACGCUAAUGUUGGUAUGAAAGUAUUUAGAGUUGAUGGUAAACUGAUGGAAAGGGUUAAACCAGGUAGGAAAGCAGUUCAGCAAGAGCACAUCUACAGCCAACAUGACCAACACAGGCAUGAACAUGAGGGGCAAGAUCAUCUUCUAUGAGGAGAGGAACUUCCAGGGUCGCCACUAUGAGUGCAUGAGCGACUGCUCUGACAUGUCCUCUUACCUGAGCAGGUGCCAGUCCUGCAGGGUGGAGAGUGGCUGCUUCAUGGUCUACGAGCGUCCCAACUACGUGGGUAUGCAGUUCUUCAUGAGGAGGGGCGAGUACCAUGACAUGCAGCGCAUGAUGAGCAUGGGAAUGACAUUCGACUCCAUUAGAUCCUGCAGAAUGAUCCCUUAUCACAGAGGCCAGUUCAGGAUGAAGAUCUAUGAGAGGGAGAACUUCGGUGGUCAGAGUUACGAGAUGAUGGACGACUGUGACAACAUCAUGGACCGUUACCAUAUGAACGACUGCCAGUCCUGCCACGUGAUGGACGGCCACUGGCUGAUGUACGAGCAGCCCAACUACAGAGGCAGGAUGAUGUACAUGAGGCCUGGAGAGUACAGGAGCUUCAGGGACAUGGGCAUGAGUGGCAUGAGGUGGAUGAGCAUGAGGCGUAUCAUGGACUCCUGCAACUAA